UCUCUGCUCUCUCUCUCUCUCUCUUAGAGUAUACUCUGCAGCUUCGAAAUUCGGAGCUUCGUGGAGUACAUGGAACUGUCAACAGUGACUGUCGACAGCGACCGUACUUUGCUGCCGCCGCUGACUGUUGCGGUGGCCGUCGAAGGGGGCGGCUUCAGCGGCCGCGUGGGUAACCGAAGACGGGGAGCUGUCUGGUGGGCGGCGCCGGAGAAUCUCAUGCAUUAUGCCGAUCGUUUCGUCCUCGUUCACGUCACACCUAGCAUCCCUUCAAUUCCUACUCCACUUUCGAGGACAAUCAACUGGAAUUUCGUGGACUUCCGUCAUGUUGUGUCAAGAGAAAACUUCCUCAACCCUUCUGCCACCCCCUUGUUAUAUGGUGAGAACAGCUCUAGACACGAGAGCUUCAACCAGAGGGACCACAGUUCUGUUCGCAUCUAUGAGUUAAACGGUGGCCAUAAUUCUUCCUAUGUGGAUUUUGAAGUUAAUGACGCAUCAUCAUCUAUGUCAGAUCUUAGUCACUUCAAUUCUAUAGCAAUUGCACAACGGAGGUACCCUGGUUCAUACCAUGAAAGAAAUCAUCAAAACUCGGGAAAGAGUAUCCUAGAAAUUGAGGUAAUAAAUGAUUAUCCUUUUAAGGCUUCUACAGAAACAAAGCAGUCAGAUGUGCAGUUUGAGGCAGAACAACUGAGCCUAGAAUUAACGAACACUGGUGGCACGUACAAUCGAGCUUUUGAGGACCUUGUCCAUGGGCAAAACGAGGUUCCCUCUCUUUCUUCUAGACAAGUGCGUGCUGCCUUGCAAGGAGAACAAGUUCAUAAGAAAAUUACUGCAGAAGAGAAAGGAAAGCAUUCGGAAGCCAUGAAGGAGACUAAGACGGGCAGAAAUUUGUUUCCUAAAGAGGCUUAUGAAAGGCACAUAGCAGAAAUGAAAGCUCUCAAAGAAUCAAUGGAGCAAAAGAAUACUAUGGAUGCGCUCUUGUCAAACGACGGAAGGUACAAAAGGUACACGAGGGAUGAAAUCGAGAUAGCUACUGAAUCCUUUUCUGAGACAAAGAUGAUUGGUGAAGGAUUAUAUGGGAAAGUUUACAGAUGCGACCUCGAUCAAACCCCAGUAGCUGUCAAAGUUCUGCAUUCUCAUGCAUCGGAGAAGAAAGAGGAAUUUCUGACAGAGAUUGAAGCUCUUUGCCAGUUACGCCACCCCCACAUUGUUUUACUGCUUGGAGCGUGUCCAGAGAUUGGUUGCUUAGUAUUUGAAUAUAUGGAAAAUGGAAGCCUAGAAGAUUUUGUUUCCGAUCAAAGCAGCAGGCAUCCUCUUCCUUGGUUUGUUCGAUUCCGGGUAGCAUUUGAAGUAGCUUGUGGACUUGCAUUCUUACACAACUCGAAACCGAACCCCAUUACUCAUCGAGAUCUAAAACCGGCGAAUAUAUUCUUAGAUAGAAAUUAUGUGAGCAAAAUUGGUGAGGUGGGAUUUGCUAAACUCAUUUCAGAUGUUGCGCCUGACAAUAUUACAGAAGAUGGGGAACCAGUUAUAGCUGGUACUCUUUACUACAUGGACCCAGAGUAUCAAAGAACCGGAACCAUCCGACCUAAAUCUGAUCUAUAUGCUUUUGGAGUCAUUGUCCUCCAAUUGCUGGCUGCACAACAUCCAUAUGGGCUUUUGUUCAAAUUUCAAAAUGCUCUUUCCAGUGGUUUGCUCCCUGACAUACUAGACAAGUCUAUACCGGAUUGGCCACUUGCUGAAGCAGAGGAAUUGGCUCAGAUGGCCCUGAAAUGCUCCAGAGUUCGAUGCAGAGAUAGGCCGGAUCUUGAAACAGAAGUGUUGCCGCUUUUGAAGAAACUUGUUGACAUGGCAGAUGCUACUGCAAGGGUACAGAGGAAUACUCCUAUUAUCGAUGCACCUAACCAGUACUUUUGCCCAAUACUUCAGGAAGUAAUGGAGGAUCCAUACAUUGCUGCUGAUGGAUUUACAUACGAGUUCAGAGCAAUCAAAGCAUGGCUUAAGCGACAUAGUCUAUCACCGGUAACAAAGCGUAAGCUACAGCAUAAAGUGCUUAUUCAAAAUCAUACAUUACGUUACGCCAUAGAGGAUUGGAGGUCACGCAUAACAUCCACAUCCGGUUAAGUAUUCGUAGUCUGUAGUUGUUGUGCAUAAAUCAAAGCUACCAUUUUAUUCCACAAAGUGAGUAUCAAGUGAAGAAUGCUCUAUCUAGAUAAUUUCGACACAAGGUUUUAUAACUCAGAGAAAGAACCUAUUGCAAUGGUUACUUGACAUCAACUAUAUGGAAGUGUAUGUUGCGUAUCC
Messenger RNA from Rhododendron vialii, 2301 nucleotides. Its product is annotated as U-box domain-containing protein 34-like. NCBI's taxonomy places the organism in Eukaryota, Viridiplantae, Streptophyta, Magnoliopsida, Ericales, Ericaceae. Gene Ontology annotation, biological process: protein phosphorylation; protein ubiquitination. Bases 70 to 2121 code for a protein of 683 amino acids. Gene Ontology annotation, molecular function: ATP binding; protein kinase activity; ubiquitin-protein transferase activity. The record is from RefSeq and is a predicted model, not a curated record. The transcript is spliced from 7 exons.